AUGAACACUCUCUUGGUGUUUAUCUGCAUCCUAGCCCUUGUCGGCACCUCCACGGUCUACUCCGAUCGAUUCGAAGAAGGAGUUGAAAGAGAACUCGACGAGACAUCGGACACCGAGCUCGGACCCCUCUUUUUCCCGAUGAUCCGCCACCGACGUCACCCAAAACUUGUCUGCGGGGAAAACUUGAUGAAGUUUGUCAAAUUUGUGUGUGGCGGCGCGUGCACUUUCGGUGAGAUUCUUAAAGCGCGAAAGCGGCAAAAGUCUAUUCCUUUUUUUCCAGCUUCUGGCGUCAACAUAGCAACUCAUUGUUGCACUACGUCCUGCGAGAUGUCGUUCAUAAAGGCAAGCUGCUGCCCAUCACGAGAAGCCGCCUGA
Messenger RNA from Caenorhabditis sp. 36 PRJEB53466, 375 nucleotides. Lineage: Eukaryota; Metazoa; Nematoda; Chromadorea; Rhabditida; Rhabditidae. The record is from the annotation of a GenBank genome assembly.